Messenger RNA from Dothidotthia symphoricarpi CBS 119687, 1357 nucleotides. RefSeq lists its product as uncharacterized. The record is from RefSeq and is a predicted model, not a curated record. Gene Ontology annotation, biological process: regulation of transcription by RNA polymerase II. NCBI's taxonomy places the organism in Eukaryota, Fungi, Ascomycota, Dothideomycetes, Pleosporales, Dothidotthiaceae. Gene Ontology annotation, cellular component: core mediator complex; mediator complex. The coding region runs from base 222 to 1265 and encodes 347 amino acids. The transcript has a single exon. Gene Ontology annotation, molecular function: transcription coactivator activity.
GUGAUAAGGGAGAGGGGGGAAGGUACCGGCUGCCUUCUUUGCGGACGGUUUGCACGAGGUCCAUGGUUGUGGUUGGGUGGAGUGGUGUGGAGGAGUGGUCGAGUGAAAGUUGCGGGCAAGUCGCGGAAGUCCCGAGCUCUGACCUCUUUCAGACAGCUCUCCCACACCUCACCACCAGCCCGUCUACACUCUCCACACACACACACUUUCCCUAACCAAACAUGGCGCCCCAAAUCCCGCCCCUCGACGAGCAGGAAUUCGAUCUCCCCUACACGCUCCUCGGACUCCCUGGCGGCGACCUCAACGUGCACAACAACCAGCUCUGGUACUUUUCCUCGUCGCAGUUCUUCGAGCCGCAAUCCCACAACGUCGCCCUCCUAAACCAAUACCGCGAAGCCCCAAACGGCCAGGAAAUUCUCAACGACCGCCACCUCUUCCACGAGCACCUGUCGCGCCAGGCGCACGGCACGCAGUUCGUCGUCGCCGGCGAGCCCCAGGCCGACGCCCAGCCAUGGCUCAUCCAGCGCCACAACAAGACGCACAACGCCGUGACGGAGCAGCCCGAGACCCUCGUCGAGGGGAACUGGUAUACCCAGGGUACCAAGGUCCUCAUGGCCCCGAGCCUCGGCGACGUGCUCAAAGCCCGUCUCCUCACCAUCGCGACCCGCGUCCAGCAAAUGGCCGAUCUGGCAAAUGGCCUCGACCACUGGUCCCCCGCGACAGGCCACACGUACAUGCCCCCGUCUGCGGCCGAGGCGGCGAAACCAGCAGCGCAGAGUCGCGCGGGUAGUCCGACGCUGGGCCCCACCGACCCAGACAAUACUACUUCCACAGCAGCAGCAGCAGCAGCGACAACGGCAACCGACCCCGCCGCCUCAACAACCCUCUUCUCAGACGACCUCUUCAUGCAGAGCCUCAACAUGACGCUCUUCUACGGCGACGAGUACGCGGACGAAAAUCCCAUCACCGGCGAGCCGGGCGCGUUUGUCUUCACCAACACGGGGCGCGCGGUCGAUGCGCGGAAUAAGGCGUUGGGGCAGGCGGCGCUUGCUGCGCCUGCGAAGAGUGAGGUGCAGGUCCUGACGCCGAGUGCGGCGCCGUCGGUGGCGGCUACGCCUGUUGCGAGUGUGGCGGCGGAUGGGAAGGCGGGUGGGGUGGGGUUGCCGAGGGAGAAGGAGAAGGAGAAGGAGGGCAAGAUGAAGAGGCGGAAGAGUAAGGGGUUGGCUAGUCCGACGACACGGCCGUCGACGCCUAAGGUGCUGUGAGCUUGGUGUUUUGGUUUAUUGGCGUAAUGAUACCCGGUACUUGCUUGCUAUAUAUACACAACCUACUAUUUCACAUCUAUCAUAUAUACUGC